AUGCUCCCCCGACCCACGCUCCUCUCCUACCUAACACCGCUCCGCCAAAUCUUUCUCUCAUCCUCCACCCGCUACCUAGCGACACGUAGCGGCGCAACCGGUGUUUUGGCGCAGCAGCGAAGCUUCCAGACCGCGACGACGGCAUGGCGGAGUAUAACCGCGAUGAGUAAACGACCGACUACGGCAGCCGCGUCGGUGGAGGCCGUGAGGAGUAUUGGACAGGUUCGUAGCUCCGUCAAGAAACUCUGCGACGGCUGCAAGAGCGUAAGGCGGAAGGGCGGGAAGUACGUGUACAUCAUCUGCAGCAAGAAUCCGAAGCAUAAGCAGAGGUAA
Molecule: messenger RNA, 333 nt
Organism: Coniosporium apollinis CBS 100218
Lineage: Eukaryota; Fungi; Ascomycota; Dothideomycetes
Exons: 2
Coding region: 1-333 (110 amino acids)
Biological process (GO): translation
Cellular component (GO): ribosome
Molecular function (GO): structural constituent of ribosome
Source: RefSeq, a predicted model, not a curated record